AUGUAUAGUCAAGAAGCGAAGUUUACUGAAUUCCCUAUUAAUUUAUUCAAUAUAGCCAAUGAAGAAUCCAGGGAACUUUAUAUAAGUUCUAUCCAUUACAGUAAUUAUGUACUAUUGCAAAUAAGAUUUAAUGGUGAAUUGGACACAACUUAUGAAAUCUCGCAAAAAGGACUUAGAUCCGUUUCUUUUGAUAGACCUCUUGCAGGUUCAUUAAUGAUGAAUGAUGAACAACGGUCAGAUGAUGAUGAGUUUGAUUUCACUAUCGAUAACUUAUCUGACUAUCAAAUUGUUACAAAGUUAGGUAAUUCUAAUGAUAUGAAAUUACCUGUCAUUUGUACGCAGAUUGUUGAAUUGUAUAAUAAAAUCAUCUUACCGAAAUUACACCCUGACAAAAAGGAUGACAUAUCUAAAAAUAAAUUCAUAAUAACGUUGAAUAGCAGAAUAUGGGGAUCGAAUCCAAAUGCUGAUAGUUCUACUAGUUCAAAUGUUGAUUUCAACAGAUUGGUAUUCCUUCUAAAAUGUAUAAAAAGUAUUUAUUUGAGCUAA
Messenger RNA from Tetrapisispora phaffii CBS 4417, 546 nucleotides. It is a transcript of the gene IRC25, whose product is annotated as Irc25p. The record is from RefSeq and is a predicted model, not a curated record. The transcript has a single exon. NCBI's taxonomy places the organism in Eukaryota, Fungi, Ascomycota, Saccharomycetes, Saccharomycetales, Saccharomycetaceae. Bases 1 to 546 code for a protein of 181 amino acids.